GGGAGGACCCUGGGCAGCCGCCAGCCGGCAGCCGCCGGGCAAAGCCGCGGGCAGAGCGGAGAGCUGGCUAAGGGGACGGCCUUGCCGCUCGUCGCCUGCCAGGGGCCCUCCUGCCUCGCCAUGCCGCCGUGGGGCGCAGUCCUUGCGCUGCUCCUGGUCGUGUUCGCCAUGCUCAGCCUGCUGGGCCCGUGGCUCUGGCGUCCCUGGAAGCGCGCCGUCGGAGAGAGGACCCGGCUGGGGGCGUCCGACCAGGACAAUGACGAAGAGUUGGAUGCCGGAGGCCCAGCAGAUCAGUUUAGCGACGGGCGAGAGCCGCUGCCCGGCGGAUGCAGCCUCAUCUGCAAGCCGUCGGCGCUGGCCCAGUGCCUACUGCGCGCCCUGCGACGCUCCACAGCGCUGGAGCCCGGCCAGCGCUCCUGGCUGUCCGGGCCCCACCUGCAGACCCUCUGCCACUUCGUCCUGCCCGUGGGGUCCGGUCCUGAGCUGGCCCGGGAGUACCUGCAGUUGACGGACGAUGGGUUAGUGGCCCUGGACUGGGUUGUGGGGCCUUGUGCCCGGAGCCGCCGGGUCACCAACGCUGGGGGCCUUCCAGCGGUGCUACUGGUGAUCCCCAAUGCAUGGGGGCGCCUCACCCGCAACGUGCUGGGCCUCUGCUUGCUCGCCCUGGAGCGCGGCUACUACCCGGUCAUCUUCCACCGCCGCGGCCACCACGGCUGCCCUCUGGUCAGCCCCCGACUGCAGCCAUUUGGUGACCCGUCGGACCUCAAGGAAGCGGUCACUUACAUCCGCUUCCGACACCCGGCGGCUCCGCUGUUCGCGGUGAGCGAGGGCUCGGGCUCAGCGCUGCUGCUGUCCUACCUGGGCGAGUGCGGCUCCUCCAGCUACAUGACAGGGGCAGCCUGCAUCUCGCCGGUGCUACGCUGCCGGGAGUGGUUCGAGGCCGGCCUCCCCUGGCCCUACGAGCGAGGCUUUCUGCUCCACCAGAAAAUCUCCCUCAGCAGGUAUGCCACAGCCCUGGAGGACACGGUAGAUACCAGCAAGCUGUUCAAGAGCCGCUCCCUUCGAGAAUUUGAGGAGACCCUCUUCUGCCAUACCAAAAGUUUCCCUAUCAGCUGGGAUACCUACUGGGACCACAAUGACCCUCUUCGGGAUGUGGAUGAGGCAGCUGUGCCUGUGCUGUGUAUCUGCAGCGCUGAUGACCCUGUGUGCGGGCCCCCAGAACACACUCUGCCCACUGAACUCUUUCGGAGCAACCCUUAUUUCUUUCUCUUGCUCAGUAGCCACGGGGGCCACUGUGGCUUCCUGCGCCAGGAGCCCUUGACAGCCUGGAGCCAUGAGGUCAUCCUGGAGUCCUUCCGGGCCUUGACUGAGUUCUUCCGGAUGGAAGAGAGGCUGAAAGGGCUGAGUAGGCGCAGAGCUUCAUUCCUAGGGGGCCGGCGUCGCUGGGCAACCCUGCAGAAGCGGGAGGUCUCUCCCUCUUCCAAUUUGGGGGAGACUUUUAGCUGGAAGCGAUCAUAUACAAGGUGAGACCUGGCCUGAGAACCCCCCAGUCCUGUAAGAGAGCAUGUAGGAGUCCCGGAAAGAUGGUGAGGACUAGACAGGGGCAGCUGCAGCUCUUUGCUCCCGAUUCAGCCCCUUCUCUCAAAGUGAUCCGUGAAAAGAAGUUCCAGCAAGUCGGCGCUCGCCUCACCCGGAGCAGAACUCCUGUCCUGACACCGCUUGACAUAUCCCUGCUCCUCUUGGUCAGCAGCAGGGCAUUCCUGGUCACUGUCACCUGUCACCAACUCAGCCAAAGAAUAGCACCUUUAAAAUCCAUGGAGAAAAUGCUCUCUUACUAGUAAUGGCUACAAGGAUGAUUAAUUUGUGUGUGUCAUUGGGCAGCUUUGUCCCACAUAAAUAAUUAGCUCAGUGACCCUGAUUCUGGAGGUGGAGCCACUUGAUGUAGUAAGGACAGGACAGGAUGUUUGUGUCUUGGUCCCACUUCCCUCAUUUGCUUUGUGGGACAGUGCUGUGCUCUGACUUACUGUGGUAGCAGGCUCUCUGGGUUGCUCGGCUAUUUCGGGCUUGUGUGAGUGAGGAAGGAAGCAGGGGCAGCAAGUGCUGUGCUGGGACUGCCUUGGUGAGGGCUGCCAAGAUAGAGCAUGUGAACCUAUCUCUGGAAUACCUUAGUCCAGUCCCGGAGGAGCUCUGCAAGUCUCCCCUGGGAAUGGGGCUGACCUAGGGUUUCAGCAUUGGAUCCUAAGCCUCCCUGGCGAGAUCCCAAGAGUAUUUUAGGAUUAGGAAAUGCUCUCACACAGGGUCUGAGGGUUCUGCUAGCCCAUGGCUCAUAGUCAGACUUUUGGGCACCCUAGAUGCUGUCUGCAUAGUAUUUCAGAGAAUUACUCCUAAGAGCUCCAGCCAAAGCUGUUUUUCCUUCUGAGAUGUGGGCCUUCUCUACGUCAGUGAAAAGUACAAACCCAUCACUUACACUUUUCUGGUUAGUUGCUGCCUUUUCUGACACUACUACCAGCCUUUCUCUUUGCAGAGCCAGGAGAGACAUCAGGGACCAGAGGACAAAAGCACAAAGAGGUUGACUAGGGCUGCC
Otolemur garnettii (small-eared galago) is the source of this 2584-nucleotide messenger RNA. RefSeq names its product abhydrolase domain containing 15 (gene ABHD15). Bases 121 to 1527 code for a protein of 468 amino acids. The record is from RefSeq and is a predicted model, not a curated record. The transcript has 2 exons. Gene Ontology annotation, molecular function: monoacylglycerol lipase activity; short-chain carboxylesterase activity. Lineage: Eukaryota; Metazoa; Chordata; Mammalia; Primates; Galagidae.